Messenger RNA from Vanessa tameamea, 3827 nucleotides. It is a transcript of the gene trp, whose product is annotated as transient receptor potential protein. The record is from RefSeq and is a predicted model, not a curated record. Gene Ontology annotation, biological process: calcium ion transmembrane transport; regulation of cytosolic calcium ion concentration. Bases 138 to 3647 code for a protein of 1169 amino acids. NCBI's taxonomy places the organism in Eukaryota, Metazoa, Arthropoda, Insecta, Lepidoptera, Nymphalidae. Gene Ontology annotation, cellular component: plasma membrane; cation channel complex. Gene Ontology annotation, molecular function: store-operated calcium channel activity; inositol 1,4,5 trisphosphate binding; protein binding. The transcript is spliced from 21 exons.
CACUUUGAAAAUUCGAUUAACGUGUUCACUUAGCAUAUUGUUGGCCAUUGUCCCGUAGGACAAGUUCUGGUGCGGUUUCGUUCGCGAUUAUUUUUUGUGACUUAUCAUGAAUUUGUGGUGACUAUUAAUUGUUAAAAAUGAACCGUGGUUCGAGAGAAGAACUGCUUGGCAGCUCGCAUGAGGCCGUGCGGAACAGCACGGUCGACUUGUACAGUUUCCAAGAGAAGCCGCUGACGAAGGAAGAGAAAUCUUUCCUUCUAAACGCGGACAGAGGAGACUAUGUUACUGUUAAGAGGUUGAUAGAGGUGUACGCGAACAAGCCGGAAAUACUCGACAUAAACUGCGUGGACCCUCUCAACAGAUCAGCUCUCAUCGCCGCCAUCGAAAAUGAAAACAUUGAACUCAUAAAACUCUUGCUCGGUUCUGGGAUUAAAGUGAAGGAUGCGUUACUGCAUGCGAUCAAAGAGGAGUACGUGGAGGCUGUGGAAUUGCUACUGCAGUGGGAAGAGGAAAACCAUGUCCCCGGCGAGCCUUAUAGCUGGGAAUCCGUAGACGCGGCAGCGGCAACAUUCACCUCGGAUAUAACACCUCUGAUCCUAGCAGCGCACCGCAAUCACUAUGAAAUACUAAAAUUGCUGCUGGACAGAGGCGCCACUCUACCCGUGCCCCACGACGUCAAAUGUGGAUGUGACGAAUGCGUGAAAUCAUCUCAAGAGGACUCAUUAAGACACUCCCAAGCUCGUAUCAACGCGUACCGUGCAUUGAGCUCUCCUUCCCUCAUCGCCCUCUCGUCCGCCGACCCUCUGCUCACCGCCUUCGAACUGUCUUGGGAGCUGGGCAGACUAAGCCGCAUGGAAACUGAAUUUAGAAUAGAAUACAAGACCCUUCGUCAGCAAUGCCAAGAAUUCGCCACGUCUCUUUUGGACCACACGAGGACAUCCCAGGAGCUGGAAAUCAUGCUAAAUUACAACCCCUGGGACUUUGACAGCUGGGAACCGGGCGAAAGACAAACGCUUGGAAGAUUGAAACUGGCUAUCAAGUAUAAGCAAAAAAUGUUCGUAGCACAUCCGAAUGUACAACAAUUAUUAGGAACUAUUUGGUACGAAGGUCUGCCAGGAUUCAAAAGGAAGAGCAUAGUAGGACAAUGUGUACAGGUGGCUAAACUCGGCGCUAUGUUUCCCGUAUACUGCACGAUAUACAUGUUGGCACCGGAUUCCGAAUACGGCCAGUUUAUGAAGAAACCCUUUGUCAAGUUCAUUAGUCAUAGCUCCUCGUACAUGAUGUUUCUAAUGUUACUGUCCCUGGCUUCCCAAAGAGCUGAAUAUUUAGUUCUGGAAUGGUCUGGUAUAUCUUGGUUGCAAGAGCUGGUCGAGUUUUGGAAAACCCGCGAACGAGGCUCUCUACCUGGUCUGAUAGAAUCCACUGUCAUCAUCUUCAUAGCAAGUUUAGUAUGGGGCGAAAUAAGAUCACUUUGGGAGAACGGACUCUUAGAAUAUUUGAGUGAUUUAUGGAAUAUAGUCGACUUUAUCACGAACGUCUUUUAUAUAGCUUGGAUAAGUUUGCGUUUUUCUUCAUGGUAUAUUGUACAGCGGGAUUACCAAAGCGGCAAGGAUCCUUGGUACCCAAGAGAACGCUGGGAUUCAUUCGAUCCAAUGCUGCUCUCGGAAGGCGCCUUCGCAGCCGGCAUGAUCUUCUCCUUCCUUAAGCUGGUCCACAUCUUCUCCAUCAAUCCCUACCUUGGGCCGCUCCAAGUGUCUCUCGGCAGGAUGAUCAUUGACAUCAUCAAAUUCUUCUUCGUCUAUAUGCUUGUGCUAUUUGCCUUUGCCUGCGGUCUAAACCAGCUGAUGUGGUACUACGCUGAGUUGGAGAAGCAUAAGUGCUAUCACCAUGCAUCUGUUAUUCCUGACUUUGAUACUCAAGAAAGAGCUUGUAGUAUUUGGAGACGUUUUGCAAACUUAUUCGAAACAUCCCAAUCACUCUUCUGGGCUUCGUUUGGUUUAGUCGACCUUACAACCUUUGAGCUAACUGGUAUCAAGAGCUUCACCAGAUUCUGGGCGCUACUGACCUUCGGCUCGUACUCCGUGAUCAACAUCAUUGUACUCCUGAACAUGCUCAUUGCUAUGAUGUCCAACUCUUAUCAGAUAAUUUCCGAAAGGUCCGAUGUGGAAUGGAAAUUCGCUCGAAGCAACCUCUGGAUGUCGUACUUUGAAGACGGCGAUACGGUACCGCCCCCGUUUAAUAUUAUCCCCACUCCAAAACAUGUGAACGGCUGGAUACAAAAGGUUUUCCACAAUAAAGAAAGAGGAUCUAUAAUUAAUAAAUCACGCGAGAAGGCCCGUCAACAACACGAAGCCAUCAUGCGAAUCUUGGUUAGACGAUACGUAACAGCGGAACAGCGAGCCAGAGAUGAAGUCGGGGUAACAGAAGACGACGUUAUGGAGAUCAGGCAGGACAUAUCAACACUGCGCUUCGAGUUAAUAGAUAUUUUAGCCAACAACGGAAUGAAAACGCCGAGGAUCAACCUUCAAGAUACAACAAUAUCGGGCAAGAAAGGUAAAGUGAUGGAGAGGAGGAUCCUGAAGGACUUCCACAUUGGCAUCGUGGAAGGAAUAAUAAAGGACGUCAUAUCGAAGGAGAGCAAGCCCAAGGACGUGUUCAGUCAGAUCGCAAAAGCUAUUGUGAGACGAGGAAGUGAAAACGAUAAGAAGAAAGACUGGAACGCCAAAGUGCGCAGAAGCACAAUACGAAGAGACCCCAUCGGAACAACUGCUGAAGCUGCAACAAAGAAGAGCAGACAAUCCCUGAGAGCCCAUAUCUUGGACAACGUGUCAGCUAGGACUAUUGAUCCUCAAAAACUCUUGCAAUACAAUCCAAACCUAUCUUCGGUAACCCCGACCGCUCGCGUCGCGUACGCUAAGUUCAUGAGGAGCAAGAUCAAGUCUGACUUUACUGAGACGGAGUGCAAGCCAGAUGAUGAAGAAGAUGCUGCAGGUGAAGCAUCCGUGGCUAAAGAAUCUGAAUCUCAGGAAGCUGGACCUGAAGAAGUAAAGAAAGAUGAUCCACCUGACGGGGGAAAACCACCAAUACAAGAAAAACCAGAAGAUAAAAACGUAGAAGCAAAUAAAAUAAAAGUAGAAGCUGAUAUCGAAAAUAAAGGUUCUCAAGCUAAGACCGAAGAUCAAAAACAAUCAAAGUCUUCACCUCAAGAACCGACUAAAUCUACUGACGCAACAGCGUCUAAGUCCGAUAAGGAAACCACACCUCAGAAAAAUGGCGAAUCAAAAGACCAUGUCAUUCAAAUAGAGGAACCAGAAUCACCAACCAGUAGCCUAUACAUGACUAAGGAAGAAGAUAAAAAUCUGCAAAAACCUAUCUCACCUACACCAAGUGGACCUUCAGAGCAAAUUCUAUCAGCAUCUACUCUAGAAUCCGAUCAACAGAAGGAUUCGAAAACUCCAUCCGUUACAAUUACGGUUGAAGAGCCUAAAGAUGACCAACCAAAGGAACCUAAAAAGAAGGAACCAAAACCGAAGGAAAGCGCAGGAACUUCCAGACUGAGUCCAUCACCAGCUCCACCGAAACCAGGAAUAGUGACGGAUAAAGGGAAAUCUAAAGUUACUGGUAAAAUAGUUUCGGGAUGGCUUUAGGUCGUUGUGAAGAAAAAAAAAACUCACAAUAAUAUUUAUACACGUAUAUUUACAACAUUUACAGCUAUUAUUUCUGUCUUAGAUAUUUUUAUUUUUCUUUGACGUAUGUAAUAGUUAAAUAUAUAAUUUUAAAGUUAGCUAAGUGCCUUAAAUAUGAUUUUAUUUUUAUUACAGCAUACA